AUGCUGCUCAUCAUCUUUGUCUUUACCUCAGCAUGUCAUCUUGGCUUUGAUAAGCACCCUUGGUAUCUCCCCACUGAGUGUAGUCUGCAGCUACAGGAUGUAGGGAGGGGAUACCCUCCACCUUCUAUUGUGCUCAGUGUGGGACAUGACUUCUGGGAAGGAGAUUUCCCUAGGGUCAUCCCAAGGGAUGCUGAGUGGAAAGAGAAGUCAAGGAUAACACUAGAAGGGAUAGGAGGGUUGUGGACAUGCAAGGAACAGCAGAUUUGGUAUACAGAAUUCCAAGAGGCAGUUAUGCAACAAGAAGAGUAUAGUGACUCCAAAAGUACAAGUCAGAGUAAAGUGGGGCAGAAAAACUAA
Pisolithus orientalis is the source of this 357-nucleotide messenger RNA. RefSeq lists its product as uncharacterized. NCBI's taxonomy places the organism in Eukaryota, Fungi, Basidiomycota, Agaricomycetes, Boletales, Pisolithaceae. Bases 1 to 357 code for a protein of 118 amino acids. The record is from RefSeq and is a predicted model, not a curated record. The transcript is spliced from 6 exons.